Molecule: messenger RNA, 4170 nt
Organism: Monomorium pharaonis (pharaoh ant)
Lineage: Eukaryota; Metazoa; Arthropoda; Insecta; Hymenoptera; Formicidae
Gene: Twi
Product: protein twist
Exons: 3
Coding region: 237-1712 (491 amino acids)
Biological process (GO): regulation of transcription by RNA polymerase II; developmental process
Molecular function (GO): protein dimerization activity; DNA-binding transcription factor activity, RNA polymerase II-specific; RNA polymerase II transcription regulatory region sequence-specific DNA binding
Source: RefSeq, a predicted model, not a curated record
GUCGACCGCGACACAGGCAGAUCUCGAGACGUUGCUCGGAAAGACACUCGACGACGUUCGAGCAGGUUCUCACCUACUCGAGAUCCGGGAGUUGCCGCGCGCCCGCGAAAAUUCAAUUGGCAAUCGAGUGAUCGAUUUUUCGCGCGCGCGAUUUUUCGCACCCUGACACACCACACAUACACAUACACGCGUGCGUGAAACGUGGCAUUCGCGGAUUGGCGAAUGGUAGACGGUGGAUGGGUGCGAAUAUUCGUGGUGGCUCGUUGCUCUGUACCUGGCAGCGGCAGGCGGCCGGGAAGUUCGGGAACAAGCGGCAGGCGGGGACUCUCCUGUCUUCAGUACGCGCGCGGACGACGACACUCGACGACGACGACGACGACAGCCGAUGCGCUGAUACGAACGCGGGCGGCGGUAUGCGCGGGGUGGCGACGGUACCGCAAUUGGCACCGGCGCCGACGCCGGCGUCCCAUUGCCUGACGGCGCAAAACUACUACAUCCUCCACGCCGGGAACGGCAUUCAGGGUAACAAUGACGGCAUCGGCGGCGGUAUCGUCGCCACCGCCGUCGCGGACGGCGGCAAUCCGUCGUCGAUGACGCGGUACGGUCGCUUCACGCCGACCGCUUCGCCGCACCUGGUGGACCUGAGCGGGCCAUCGCCGGCGGACCACCAUCAACAGCAGCAUCACGGCCUACCGUCCGGUUACCAUCAUCCGCACAGCCAGGCGGAGUACACCGAGCUGAAUCAUCAUGUGAUGUUCAAGAAUCCAGAGGAGACACGGUAUCAUCACCAUCUCCAUCACGGCCAGGACGGCCAUCACGCGGACACCAAGAUGAUGCGGGAGCUGCAAUUGGCGGCCGACUACGAGCGGCGUCUCCACUCGACCGACAACUCGCCCGAGUUCCUGUCGGACUACAGUAGGGACCAUGAGCAGCAGAGCCUGUGCCUGACGCCGUCCUCGCAGAGCGUGUACUCCCCCGGCUGCGGCGCCGACGAGACGACCAUGGGCUCCGUCCAGUCGGUCCAGAGGGGCGCCUACCAUCAGAUGGCGGAGUACAAACCGGACGUGAUCGAGGACGUCGGGACGUACGGUGGCUGUGAGCAGACCGCGGAGCUCGGCCACGUGGCCGAGCCUUCGUCGUCGACGACGAAGGAGUACGGGGGUGGCAGGCAGGGCGUCAAUAUCAGGGGCACGGGUGUCAAGAGGAAGCGGCGACACAGCGGCAACAACAACAGCAACAACAGCAACAGCAGCGGCAACAGCAGCUGUUGCAACGGCAACGGCGAGUCCGACGACGGCGAGGCGGCCACGACCGCGGCGGCCUCGUCCACGCGGGCCAAGAUGCGCCGCAAGAACGACCAGGAGCUGCAGAAUCAACGGGCGAUGGCGAACGUCCGGGAACGCCAGCGGACGCAGAGCUUGAACGAGGCGUUCACCGCGCUCCGUAAGAUCAUACCGACCCUGCCGAGCGACAAGCUCAGCAAGAUACAGACGCUAAGGCUUGCCACGCGCUACAUAGACUUCCUCUUCCAAAUGCUCAAGACCAAGGACACCGACGAGGCCGAGUGCGAGAACACAGCACUGAGAAACGCCCGGAGCGCGAUUUCAUCAGCUGUGAGAGACAUGUCGUCAAGUAUGAUAGUGCAUGAGAAACUGUCGUACGCGUUCAGCGUCUGGAGAAUGGAGGGUGAUUGGAAAUCGAAUCCUAUGUAGAAUAUAGGAUAUAAUAAGUUUAGGAUAAAAUUUUAAUCAGAAUAGAGCAAAUUCGAUAGAUUCGAGACACUCUGCGUGUGAUUCCUGCGCACUGAAAGGCUACUUGAAAAGAAAGAAAAAAAAAAAGAUAACGCUCGCUCGCACGCGCGCACGGUCGUCUGCAUCAGCCGUCACUUCACCGCUCGGUUUGCAGCACGGAUUUCAAAAUCAUAGAGAGGAGAUAUCGAAUCGCGAGGAUGCGGAGGUCACUCGCGAUCAAUCAGCGAGGUUACACCUCAUUCCCGUCUCUCCCUGCUCGGUGAGAAUAGUUCAGCAGCCUCUGCGACAUUGGCUUCGUCCUUACGCAAUUUGCACGUCGGACUUGUUUUCCACGAGGAAACUUUCGCUUACUCGGACGAGCGACGGCGGAGAGAGACGUCGGGAUUCUCUCGCGUCCUGCGUCUUCCGUUUUGACUACCUCUCGCGAGAGACGCGUUGCAGCCCGUUAACGGCGGAUUUACGAGCGUUUACCCGGUCUGUCCAAACAAUCUCCGCGCGGCGAUUUAUCGAGUCUCAUAAGCUCCGCCGGGGAGAGGGAGGGGGCGCUCGCGCGAAUUCUCACCGCGCGAUAAACUAUACGCGUUUUAUUCGGGCGCGUAAGACACUCGUUAGCACUUUAAAUAUGAUAUUCCGAUGCACGCACUCGAGGUAACACGUUCCCGGGAGGAAGCGCAAACAACCUCGGAUGCCGAUUUCGCGUGAGAAACGGAGUAUCUCGUCGAUACAUUCCGUUUCUUCUCGCGAAAAUGUUCGAGACGAUCGCCGCAGCGAUGAGUUUCGUGAUGAGGGAACGGGGAAAGAGCUAACGAGCAUUUCGGCGCCCAUCGGGCGGGCACAAUAUUAUUUUUUUCCUCCCGAGAUGACAGUCGCGUCCCCCCCCUAACCCUCCCCCGUCUGCCACCGCGCUGCACCGCACCGUGAAUAUUUCGAAUGGCGUUAGUUAUUUUAGACCGGUCAAAGCAAACUUUCGCGGCCGUGUUUUGAACCGCUUAACGAAGAAGCGAGAGAAAGAGGAAUCGCGCGCGUCGCGUUAAAGAAAAAAAUGUUCCCUUCUAAUCGUCGGAAUAACAUUUACGAGAACGUAAUCUUUUUUUUUUUUUUUUACUUUGAAGCCGCGCGAGGCGAAUUUAAUGGAGCCGUCGCGACGGACGAGAGAUAAUCGCGAGCAAUGCAAUAAUGUAUUAAUACGCGCGAAAAAAUAUCACGUCCCCCCCCCCUUUUCCCCCUCGCGUUCUGCGAUUAGCCGAGAUCCUUCGCCGUUUCGCUAGUUACGUUAAUUGGCCCGGUAAAAACAUUCAUCUAUGUUUCGGGCGGCGACAAUUCCGGAAAGCGCGCGCUUGCCUUGCUUUUUAGUCGUCGCGCAACAUACGCGCCGGUGCCGACCAUAAAUCUCCUUGAAUUCAAUUAGCCAAGACAGAUCCGAGACAUUCGGCAUCCCUCCGCCCUCGCCGUUGGUGCGGCGGGGCCCUUUUCGGGCACCCCCGUGCACGCUCUCCUCUCCUCCCUUCCUCUCGCCGCGCGCCGCAAAAACAAACCCGUCGGCGGGACGGAUGCUGCCAUCCGAUCUGAUGCCUUGUGUGUCCGGAGACCUCCGACCGAUUUCUCGAGCUGACAGUUGAAAGCGUCUCGUCCCGAUGAGCCAAGUACGAAAUUGUCAUUAACGCUCUGCGCGCGCGUCGUUCUCCGCACAGCCGAGUUAAAAGAUCUUUCAAUGGUGUGUUCAUUAAAAAAAAAAAAAAAAAAAAUUAUAUGAACGUCACAACUGCACAGUGUUCUUGGACAAAAAAGAAAGGAUCCUUCCUUUCUUCUUUAUCCAAGGAAAUUUGCAGGACAAUACUGCCGAAUCGCGUGUACAGAGUGUUGAUUUGUCGAGUGUUGAGACUGUCGGUUUUGAACUCUCUUGGGAGCGCGUUUCAUCCGAGACUCUCCUUCUAGGAAAUCGAUCGGGCCCGAUAAUCUUUCGAAGCUUUCGCCGACAGGGUCUUCCCUCGGGGGAGUCACGUAGCGGCGGGAGAGAGAUAAGAAAGACGUCGAGAAUGACCAUGACAGCUGCUUCACUUCGCGGCGAGGGCCUCAGACAACGAGCGGAGACGCGCGGAUUAUUCAAGGACGGAUUCUCCUCUCUUUCGGUCCCUCCCUUCUCCCUUUCCUCCCAUCAAUCCUCCCCCCCUCCCCCGUUUCUCUCGCGUAUCGGUGUAUAAUUGUUCCUAAAAAUAAGUUUCGCAUGCGAGCGAGCGGCUCGUCUGCCACGGCGCUGACAAAACGCGUCCAGCAAACGUGUAUCCGACAAUAAUUCUUAAUCGACGUCGUCGCGUCGGCGAUUGCGAGGAUAUCCUCCCGAACUCUCACCGCGGGAAAGACGCGAGACGUGUCUCUUGCAUCUUAUUGUAUGCGAAUUUAUAUGUAAAAGAAAAAAAAA